AUGGUCAAGGAGCUCCUUCUUGCCCUUGACCCCACAGACCUCACUGUCGACCUGCUCGAGACACACCUCCUUGCAGCUGAGACCAGCAUAGUCACUGUAGGCGCUUCUCGUGGCACUCCUCGCACUCCCUUCUUUGUGGGGUGUUCCCCCUCUCCUCUUGUCCCCUCUAUUGCUUCUGCUGCUGCUGUUGACUUCCUUCAUGCUGAGGAGGUCAAAGCUGCAUCUGCUCCUAGUGGGAGGCGCCGCGGCGGCAAGGGCAAGGGAGGCCAGGGUGGUGGGGGUGGUAGUGGUGGAGGCGGUGGUGGGGGCGGUGGAGGCGGUGGAGGUAUCGGUGGCAAUGGUGGCAGUUGGAGUGGUGGUGGGAGUGGAGGCGGUGGUGGCGGCGGCGGCGGCGGCAGUGGGGGUGGCAGCGGCGGUGGCGGCAGUGGGAGUGGUGGCGGGAGCAGUGGUGGUGGUCGGGGUGGAGCUGUUAAGAGGGGAGCCACCCUUCCAUCUUCCCAGAUUGCCUUGAAACCCGCCUUCCACGUCAUCGAGGCUUCACAUUGGUACAGUUUGUGCAUGACUUCCGCCUCAUCAGCAGCCAAGUGA
Molecule: messenger RNA, 588 nt
Organism: Closterium sp. NIES-65
Lineage: Eukaryota; Viridiplantae; Streptophyta; Zygnematophyceae; Desmidiales; Closteriaceae
Source: the annotation of a GenBank genome assembly